This is a messenger RNA of Ectocarpus sp. CCAP 1310/34, 3031 nucleotides long. Lineage: Eukaryota; Phaeophyceae; Ectocarpales; Ectocarpaceae. The record is from the annotation of a GenBank genome assembly.
GCAGACCGUGCUGCGGGCCGUCUUCGGUACUGAACACCCAAGCAAGGGGCAGGCGGGAAAGGGAAGGCGGUAGAUCUUGUGGCGCUAUGGCGAAGCCGGAGUUCACGGUUGGCAAAAACAUGGACCACCCCCACCUGAAGGGGCGGUUCACGCUGAGGAUUUGGAUCCCCGUAGAGCAGACCGCCAUGGUCAUUGGCAAGUGCGGCCAGAUCAAGCAAGAGCUGGGCGUCAAGUCUAUCGACUGUCCGGUUGCGCCGCCCGGCCUCUUGUGGUCGCCGGUAGUCAUCACGGGUGAUCCCACAAGCUCAUUCAAGGCCUACAAAGCCAUUGCCGAGAUCGUCGAAGGUGCGAUCUGCUUACAGGUCGACACUGCGGCCGUGGCCGAGUUCCCGCUGCACCUCAGCCGGCACCCGAUCAUCGUGGGCCCGAAGGGAGCGACGCUCAAGCGCAUCAGCGCGGCGAACGCCGUCCGCAUCACGGUGCCGUCGGAGAAGGAGGCGGCGGCGCAGCAGCAGCAACAGCACGGGUGGCCGUCGUCGUCAUCGUCGUCGUCAUCCUUGCGGGAUAAGAAUCUUGUCGUUCAGGUGCGGGGGGAAGGGAUGCGCCACACGAUGGUUACCGAAGCGCAGCGAGGCGUACCACAGGCCGUGGGAUGGAGCCACGCUCCGGCGGCAGCAGCGGCAGCAGCAGCAGCAGCAACAACAUUAACAACAACAGCAACAGCAACAACGAAAACGGCGACGACCGUGGCCAACAAACGGCAGCAACCAGCGAAGCAGGAGCCGGGGCAAGGGCACUCGCGGCCGCCCCCGACGGAGAUAGGUACGCCGUCGCCGGCACAACAGGGGACAGGUGCGCGUGGCAAACGACAGCAGCAACAGCAGCAGACGACCGCGAAAGCUGCUGCAGCUUCGGGCGGGGGUGGACAAGCUAUAGCAGCCGCGGCGAUUAACUCGGUUAUGCGAGGGGCGGCCGGCGAAGGGGCACAGCAGCAGCGGACGAGCUCUCCUCGGACGACCAACAACACGCAGUGGCCGACUCCGCCGCGGCAAGCCGGUGAAGCGAUGCCGGAAGAAAGCCCAAAGCAGCAGCAGCAGCAGCAGAGCCAAGGGCAGAUGGUGAUACCGAUCCCCGGGCCGUUGCCCAGCACGGAAAGGUCGGAAGAAACCGUGCGGUUGCCGGCGAGCGUCAUCCCGGUGCUCAAGGGCCAGGCCAAGUCGAAGCCGGGCAACGGGCUGGUUGUCGCACGAUGGCUAAUUUUGAAGGACAUCCAAAAGCACACAGGCACAAGGGCGACAGCGAUCUCAGUGCCGCGUGCCGGGGCGGACGGGGGCAGGGGGGGAACGGGAAACGCGAACGCUUCGGCGACGAAGACGACGACAGAGAACGCCGCCGAAAGUACGGCAGAAGCAACGCCUACGGCCGUCGCCGAUGGCGACACAGAUGAGGACCUCGUGCUCUUGGUCAAGGGCCCGACAAACUGUGUGGAGGUAGCGGCAGAAGCGCUGAGGAAGCUGGGCCGGAAGGAGACCGUGCGAGACGCGCUGACGUUCGUCAAGAAGACCUCGCCCCAUCGCCGGCUUACGCAGCAGCGCCGUCAAGAGCCGCAGCAGCAGCCGCAGCAGCAGCUGCCGCAGCAGCAGCAGGAACAGGACGCACGGAGAGACGGGGGCGGCAAGGCGCCGCCUCACCAGCACCCCACACGCCAGGUGUACUCCGCCGCCGCCGCUGCCGCCGCCGCCGUCGCCGCAUCGUCACCGAGAAAUUCUGCUACCACCAGAGCACAGGGAGGAGGAGGAGGAGGAGGAGNGGAGGAGGAGGAGGAGGAGGAGGAGGAGGAGGAGGAGGAGGAGGAGGAGGAGGAGGAGGAGGAGGAGGAGGAGGAGGAGGAGGAGGAGGAGGAGGAGGAGGAGGAGGAGGAGGAGGAGGAGGAGGAGGAGGAGGAGGAGGAGGAGGAGGAGGAGGAGGAGGAGGAGGAGGAGGAGGAGGAGGAGCGCCCCCUCCCAAGCAUGGCCGCAACAACGGCGGCGGCAACAGGCACCUUCAGGAUGAACAGACCGGCGGGUGGCAACAAGCUGGUGGCGACGGAGGCAGGAACGGGGGAAAAGAAACGGGGAGGGGGGGACGAGGGGGACGAGGGGGACGAGGGCGUGGUCACCAUUCGGUGCACGAGAGUAAACCUCAGCCACGAGCGCCCAGCCACGAUGCGCAGCAUCAGCAAGUCGAGGGAGCGGGAGGGGUGCAGUCGGGACAGGCUGCAACAAAGGCUUCAAACAAACCUUCCCGGCAAAAGAGGAGCGGGUCUUCAAGAGGCGGCGGAGGGCGAUCGAAAGCUGCAGGAGGAGCACCACCGCAACCCGCGGCAGGUGCUUCAGGAGGAGACGGGCAAGGAAAAGGACAGGGUGGAAGCACGGCGAAAGGUCGAGGGAUAGCCCCUACAGCAGCUACAAGGCAAUCGUGAUCUCGUUCGGGCCGCCGCACGUCUGAUUCCAGCUGCCUCAGUCUUUGCGCUUGUAGCCAAGCGGGUCGCUCCGCAAGAAAGCAGGCGGUUGCGCGAAAAGAAAGAAGUCCGUAUUUCAAUCGUAAUCGUGAGAGUUUUGGAGCAGCGUCAUGGGCCCAUCUGACAUGUUUUCACGGGUGUACCGUGCGGCAUCUUAGCGGGCUCGAAUCGGGAGCUCUCGCGCACCUCGUCCAAACUCGAUGCCAAAAUCACACACUUUUGUUAUGGGCUACUCAACAGGUUGGUUUCGCGGCGGCCUCGAUUCGCACCGAAAAGAAUUUCAGCUUUUGAACUGGACGGGAGGAGGGGGCAUUUUCGUUCGGAAUAGAUGACUUGGUGUUACCCGCGAUUGCUGCGUGAGCGAGAUAUCGUAUGGCUCCGGGAUGGGCGGACCGCUUCCUCCCUCAGCGUGUGUUCUAGGUCGUGGUGGUGACUAGUUGGCCACGGAUUUGAACGCCUUUCGCUUCAACUAGGACCAGCAGUAGGACAACAAAGCUGGCAACGAAAAAAGGGUCAAGUGGGUCAGUCAGA